GCGGAAACAACGUUGUACCAUUGGAUAGACGAUUCACCAUGGAUUGGAUGGAGUUAAAUGUCAAAAGCUAUUUUAUCAUAAUCACCAUUGCACCCAAGCUCAUUCCCACUAUUCAGAAAGAAAACUACAUUGCAAUGUACUCUAAGGUAACCGUAACAAUCACACCUGGCUACGGAGCUGCAAAUGUAACAGUAAAAAACCGGAAGACAUGGGAUUGUAAUUUAACAUUUUCUCAAGAUUUGGAAAAUCCUGAGAUGCAUAUUGAUAUCUAUGGACUAGUAGAUAAGCGUUUUUCCCGACGAUUUUUUAAAGUAUCAUUCAAAACCUGCAAUCUCCAUCGAAUAUUAGGAACCAGUCCAUUUCUCAGGGUAACCGCAAAUAUGCUUAAGGAACGUUCAAAUAUGAGCCUCGAAUGUCCGAUGCCUGCAGGGAAGUACUAUGUGCGAAACAUGGGACUGGAAACGGAUUUGAUUCCCUUGGCAUUAUUUUAUACGCCCAACAGCACUGAUAUUGUCGAUGUUUUAUUAACCGCAGAAAAAGAUAAAGAUAGAAAAGUUACGGUUUUGCACACGUUGAUGGAAACUAAAAUUUUAAAAAUGAAAAGUAGAAAGUCACCAAAAAAGAAUUAG
Messenger RNA from Hermetia illucens (black soldier fly), 629 nucleotides. RefSeq lists its product as uncharacterized. The transcript is spliced from 2 exons. Lineage: Eukaryota; Metazoa; Arthropoda; Insecta; Diptera; Stratiomyidae. Bases 39 to 629 code for a protein of 196 amino acids. The record is from RefSeq and is a predicted model, not a curated record.